Molecule: messenger RNA, 1167 nt
Organism: Alnus glutinosa
Lineage: Eukaryota; Viridiplantae; Streptophyta; Magnoliopsida; Fagales; Betulaceae
Product: CASP-like protein 4A3
Exons: 3
Coding region: 99-1010 (303 amino acids)
Source: RefSeq, a predicted model, not a curated record
UACGUGGCGUGGCCCCACAGAACUUUCUCUUUUUCCGAGUUCCCAAACAGACUUUCUUUUCUCGCUCGAUAAAAUCCGAGAAAGCGAAAGAAAGUAGAAUGGAAGCUCGAAUGCAAACCCAAAGCCAGCAACGCCAACACAACAAAGCAACUAUGAAGAAAUCGUUGUCGAGGAACUCCGAGUCGUCGUCGACUCACAUGGACUCGCCGCACUCGCCGCUCGGCUUCCACUCGCCGAUGCGAUCCGAGCUCGGCGACCUGCCGGAGACCCCGCCCUUCGUGUCGCCGGAGAAUUCGCAGGGGAAGCCCGCCGAAAACUCGAAGGCGAUCGUCGCCUUCGACAGGUUCACGCAGUACUCGCCGCUUCCGUCGCCGGGGGACCGCCAGAAAAGGCUGGAGAGCACGAAGCCAGUGAUGGGGAUCAGCCGGGCGAGGAGAGAGGACCUUCCGCCUUCGGUGACGAAGGUGGGGCCGAUCGCCGGCGAGGAAGUCCAGAGAUCCGAGCCGGUGAUGUCGACUCCGUGGGGGCGUAAGACUAAGAGGGAGGAGAUGGUGAGGAGGGCUGCGCUAGGGUUUAGGCUGAGCGAGAUGGUGCUCUGCUUGGUCUCCUUUUCAGUCAUGGCCGCUGACAAAACACAGGGUUGGAGCGGCGACUCCUUUGACCGCUACAAGGAGUACAGGUAUUGUUUAUCUGUGAAUGUUAUCGCAUUUGUGUAUUCGGGGUUUCAAGCGUAUGCUCUAACUCACCAUCUGAUCACGGGGAAGCCUUUGAUCCGCCACCGCCACCGCCAUCACUUUGAUUUCUUCAUGGAUCAGAUACUGGCAUAUCUUCUCAUAUCAGCAUCCUCAUCGGCUGCCACCCGGGUUGAUGAUUGGCAAUCAAACUGGGGGAAAGAUCAGUUCACAAAGAUGGCUAGUGCAUCUGUCGGGAUGGCCUUCCUGGCAUUUGUUGCCUUCGCCUUUAGUUCCCUCAUCUCUGGCUACAACCUCUGUACACCCGAAUCUAUAUGAUCUUGGAACCAGGUUUAUGGUUUUAAAAUUUUUUGUGUUGUGAAUGAUUAAAUAGAAUAUAUUACAUAUUUAUGUGUACAGAGACAGAUGCAAUAGAAUUUCUUUCUUCUUAAUAAGAUAAAUAACAAAAUGUAAAGAGUUGGGUUUUGUUGUUCUA